Messenger RNA from Alexandromys fortis (reed vole), 890 nucleotides. It is a transcript of the gene Gtf3c6, whose product is annotated as general transcription factor IIIC subunit 6. The record is from RefSeq and is a predicted model, not a curated record. Gene Ontology annotation, biological process: transcription by RNA polymerase III. The coding region runs from base 65 to 751 and encodes 228 amino acids. Lineage: Eukaryota; Metazoa; Chordata; Mammalia; Rodentia; Cricetidae. The transcript is spliced from 6 exons. Gene Ontology annotation, cellular component: transcription factor TFIIIC complex.
UAGCCGGAUAUGGGGCGCCGCUGCCCGUAUCCAAGAUGGCGGCCCCGGGUGGGCGUAGCCAGUGAUGGCGUCUCCGAGUGUGCGAGCUAUGGCGGCUGCGAUGGAUCCGAGUUGGGAGGACGAGGAUGAGGAGGAGGAAGAGGAGAUAGAGGAGGCUGAGCAAUUUGUUCUGGUAGAGUUGUCAGGAAUUAUUGAUUCAGACUUUCUCUCCAAAUGUGAAAAUAAAUGCAAAAUUUUGGGAAUUGACACUGAGAGGCCCAUCCUGCAAGUAGACAGCUACGUAUUUGCUGGGGAGUAUGAAGAUACUCUUGGGACCUGUGUUAUAUUUGAAGAAGGUGUUGAACGUGUGGAGCCGGAAGGGACCGACAAGACAGUGCUCAAGUACAAAUGCCACACGAUGAAGAAGCUCAGCAUGACAAGGACGCUGCUGACAGAAAAGAAGGAAGGAGAAGAAAACAUAGAUGGCGUAGAGUGGCUGCAGAUGAAGGAUAACGAUUUCUCCUAUAGACCCAACAUGAUCUGCAGCUUUCUGCAUGAAAAUGAAGAUGAGGCUGUAGUGCCGGCCCCUGACAAACCUGUGGAGUUGGAAGACGAAGAGAUUCAGAUGGAAAGCAGCGCAGAGCAGACCCACGAGCAGGAGACAGGGCAGCACUCAGAAGCAGAGGACCCUGGCUCUCCUGGAGACACCCCUGCCGAGAUGGGAAGCUCUGUCUUCAUGGGAAUUCAAGAUGGAAAUGUUUCUCAGUCAUGAACUUUUUGAAAAGAGGUCUUAUAUACAAUAAUUGCCGUGUAGCUUGCAAAUGGCUUACCAUUUUGUUGUUACUGUUAACAGUAUAUAUAUAUUUACAGUUACAGUACAAUUUAAUAUACUAGAAUCAUGCAGGACCAGA